UCCUAAAAUAUUUUCCACUGUGGGUACAAGUGUAGAAAUUCAUUGUCAUGCUGAAGGCGUCUGAUCCUAGUUAGAUCUGCAGUUUGUGCUGUUUUUAAAAACCUUACAAGAUGGUGCGUGAGCAGUAUAGUUCAGCAACACCGGGUACUAACAUACAGAGACCAGAAUCUCAGUGUGUCUACAGUGUUGGCAUUUAUGGCUGGAGAAAGCGCUGCCUUUAUUUAUUUGUCCUCCUCCUGAUCAUCAUUCUCGUUGUGAAUCUUGCUCUGACAAUUUGGAUUCUUAAAGUAAUGUGGUUUUCAUCAACUGGAAUGGGAUACCUAAAUGUUAAAAGUGAAGGACUUCGUCUAGAAGGAGAGUCUGAAUUUUUAUAUCCAUUAUAUGUCAAAGAAAUUCACUCCAGAAAGGAUUCAUCCUUGCUUUUACAGUCUUCUCAUAAUGUGACUUUGAAUGCACGCAAUAGCGAUGGAAAUGUCACAGGCAGAUUAAGCGUAGAUCCAGACAUGGUACAAUUCCAUGGUCCAGAAUUUCAGAUCAACUCUAUGAAUCUGGAUGGAAAACCUCUUUUUACAGUGGACGACAGCGACACUGUAAUCGGUACAGAGAAACUUCGAGUUACAGGUCUAGAAGGUGCCCUUUGCGAACAUUCUGUAGAAACACCACUUAUCCAAGGUUUUGGAGAUGAUGUCAAAAAUCAGACACUCAGACUUGAAUCACCAACCCGGUCUCUCACCAUGAAUGCUCCAAGAGGAAUUCACAUCAAAGCAGAAAAUGGUGAUAUUGUAGCACUCUCUCAUUUGGAUAUCAAGUUCCAUAGUACCAAUGGCAUGUUGCUUGAUGCUCAAAAUUUGCUACUGCCAGACUUGCUUCAAGGAACAAAUGGAGAAUCUGAGAGAUCUGAAGGACUUUAUGAAAUUUGUGCUUGCCCAGAUGGAAGGUUAUUCUUAUCAUUGGCUGACAUAGAUUCUACUUGCUUACAAUACAGUCAUCCCUGUCAAUAAAGCACCAAAACAUAACUG
This is a messenger RNA of Candoia aspera, 1019 nucleotides long. RefSeq names its product sarcoglycan gamma (gene SGCG). NCBI's taxonomy places the organism in Eukaryota, Metazoa, Chordata, Lepidosauria, Squamata, Candoiidae. The record is from RefSeq and is a predicted model, not a curated record. Gene Ontology annotation, biological process: cardiac muscle tissue development; heart contraction. The transcript has 8 exons. Bases 111 to 1001 code for a protein of 296 amino acids. Gene Ontology annotation, cellular component: sarcoglycan complex; sarcolemma.